AUAUUUAUUUCCCCACGUGACAUAAACGUCAUGGUAUGUUUUGGUUCCUGCCAGCUGACACCCAGGAAACUAGAACAUCGAAGAGAAAAGAUUUGGAUACCAAAUUUCUAAGUUGCUUGCAUGAAAAGAGUCAACGCCGUCACAAUCUUUGAUAUUCUUACUACAGCCGUGUUUGAAAAAUAUUUGACGAAAGCGUUAGAUUAGACCGCAAUCAACUGAGGUGGGCUAUGUUUUACGAUGAGGUCAUUACUUGGCAACAUUAAAAUGGGGCGUAUCUUCCUGAGACACAUAGGAGGAACACGCCUAUUUUCUUGUGCCAGCUGUGACACAUCCCUGACUAACAGGGCAGAGCUUAUAUCCACACGAUUUACAGGUGCUACAGGACGAGCCUUCCUGUUCAACAAGGUAGUGAACCUCAACUACAGUGAGGUACAGGACCGGGUUAUGCUGACUGGUCGACACAUGGUCCGUGACGUGUCCUGCAAGAACUGCGAUGCCAAGCUAGGUUGGAUAUAUGAGUUUGCCACAGAGGACAACCAGCGCUAUAAGGAAGGUCGUGUCAUCCUGGAGCGUGCCCUGGUCACAGAGAGUGAGGGAUUUGAGGAGCAUGUUGGACACGAUAGUUGAACUUUCUCACCCUUCAAUCUCUGUAAAUAACUGAUGUCUGUGUGCCAUAGCAUACACAGCAGAGAGAAGCCUAUCAGGGGUUGGUACUCAAAUCCAUGAUGUGUUUUUUGAUUGGCCAUUUCCAUAAUGAUGUCUUGGCGAUGUUUUGCUGCUAUCAUGGUAUGGAUGCCCCAUCAGUGAUUGGUUGGUAGAUAUGUACAGCUAUACAUAUAGAUCACACCCAUUACUACUGCUUGUACAGGUCCCAAGGUCACAGGUUAGCUUCACAAGGUCAGUGAAGUUCAGAGGUCAGCUCUGCUGUCAGUGACUCAGGUGUUUAUACAAAUGUAAAUAGCCCUUCAUAAUGUUUUAUUGGGUUAUUUUACGAGGAAUGGAUGAGAUGAAAUUGCACUAAUUGCUAAAUCAUGUUAAAACAUUAGUUACUGAAGUGAACACAUAUAUUUUGCUCUGAAUUUUACCAAAAAGUAGAGAGUUUAGUUAAUGAUCAGAAUUGAGAACAGUUAUCGACUUAUCGCUUUAUUGUACUUGUGUGUGAACUCCUGCUAUUGUGAUUCACUCUUAGUUAGGACCAUAGUAUAGUAUAGACUUUAUAUAUUUAUAGAAUAAAUAGAAGUUAAGAUGUAGCUUGAUAUUAGCAAAAUCAUUUGUUGAAAAUUGAGAUGUAUUGACAAGAGUGAUCUCCCUUCGAUAAGUUUUUUUUUUCUUUGCUUGGAAAAUUUUACUACUCCAUCCCCAAAUGCACUGUUGAUUUUCUUUCUUAUUUUGAUUGUGAACAUUUCUCUGCAAUCAUGGUACACCUGAAGUGUUUGUUAAAGCAGCUAUUUUCAACUACCUGUAUUUAUUGUACCAAAUCAAUUCAUUGCAGGGGUUAGUCUUGAUUUUAGGGGAACCACCACUUUUUCUGGAAUUAAGAAUAUGUUUCCUGAUUUGCUUUUGAUAAGUGUCAUCGAUAUUGAUGAGUAUUUUGCAUUUGGGGAAAUUUUGGAUUAAACAAGGAGGGGUGAUGAAGUAUAAUGCCAUAGGGUGCACGAUGGCCUAGAUUCUCCCCUGGUAUGACUGUUAUGUAUUUAUUUGAUGUUUUAUGGGGUUUUUUUCUUGACAUAGCUGGGAAAUGGUUUGAUUAGUGAGGCCUUUCUAUUCUGUUGGUUUAAUUGUAGAUGGAAAUUCUCUUCUGAAAUGACAUAUCAUUAAUCAUUGUGGGAUAUGGUUGGGGUAGUGUUUUGAACUAUGAAAAAAUACAGUAUUCUGUAAAACUUUAAUAAGUUGGAACAAAACCACUCUGUACUGCCAAUUUUUUGCCCAUUGGCCGUUCAAAAUAUAUUUGCCAAUGUCAAAUUGGCCCACAUACUUGUGAUAUUUUUUGCCCAAUGUAGGAAAAUUUUACUAAUCAUGUAAAUAUUUUUGCUCAAUGUUAUUUAUAAGGCUGUCAUGUAAUUAUAAGAGGAAAUGGUAUUCUGAAAACUAUUCCUGUAGUUUGUACACUUCAAAAAGCUACCAGUUUUAGUCAUGAUAAGAGUGAAACGGAUUACUUGCAUUGAUGAUCUCCCUUGUUGUGGAUUUAUAAGUUGAGGUGAAAUAUAGAAAGAUUGAAUUGAAUAGGAGAAAGUUUUGGCUUAAUUUUCCUCUAAUUAAUGAUGAUGUCCCCUGUCAACAUUGUUCUAAUGGUGACCAGAAAUCUGAAGUACUGUGAUUGAAAUGUCAAAUAUGUUGAAACAAUUCUCAGAGCUGUAAAAUGUACUUUUAUUGCAUAUACAGUAGAUCAUGAUUCUUUUAACAAAGUUAAUAAGAACUUGCACAUAUGUAUUGAAAUAAAAUGUACACAC
Messenger RNA from Mizuhopecten yessoensis (Yesso scallop), 2450 nucleotides. RefSeq names its product protein yippee-like 5. The record is from RefSeq and is a predicted model, not a curated record. The transcript has 3 exons. Bases 238 to 627 code for a protein of 129 amino acids. NCBI's taxonomy places the organism in Eukaryota, Metazoa, Mollusca, Bivalvia, Pectinida, Pectinidae.